AUGGACGACUCUCAAGAGCCUCUGAUUUCCGGAGAGCAACACGAAGAUGACGUCGCUCGAGGCAGCGACGCCUCACCACGCAAAGGGCCUGACCAGACCGGCCUAGGUCCCUUUGUCCUCCUGCUCACCUUGUCCGCCGGCAUCAGUGGUCUGCUAUUUGGCUACGACACUGGCGUCAUCUCCGCGACCCUCGUCUCCAUCGGCACCGCGCUGUCCGGUCGAGAGCUCACCUCCCUCGACAAGUCGAUCAUCACAUCCGCGACCUCCCUGUUCGCGCUCCUCUUCUCGCCGCUGUCCUCCGUCCUCGCCGACCGGCUCGGCCGGCGGCGCGUGAUCCUCCUCGCGGACGCGCUCUUUGUCGCCGGCGCCGCGCUGCAGGCGGUCAGCUCGAGCGUCACCCUCAUGGUGGCCGGGCGGUGCGUCAUUGGGGCGGGCGUCGGCGCCGCGAGCCUCGUGGUGCCGCUGUACAUUGCCGAGGUCGCGCCGGCGCGGUACCGCGGGCGGCUGGUGACGGCCAACGUGAUGCUGAUCACGGCCGGGCAGGCGCUCGCGUACGUGGUCGGCUGGCUGCUGGCCACGAGGGCGCCGCCGGAGACGGGCUGGCGCUGGAUGGUCGGGCUCGGCGCGGCGCCGGCGGCGGUGCAGGCGGUGCUGGUCGCGCUGAUGCCGGAGACGCCGCGCUGGCUGGUCAAGGCGGGACGGUCGGCGACCGCGAGGAGGGUCGUAGCGAGGACGCAGGCGGCUGGGGAGGAGGAGGACAGCGCGGAUGUGGAUGGCAUUAUCAAGAGCAUCGAGGUGGAGCUUCGCGCGGAGAGAGAAGCACGAGCGCUUCGCGGGGCACGGCACUCGCGGAUGCCGAGAUGGCUGGGUGAUUGGGCAGAGCUGCUCAGGGUCGGCCAGAAUCGACGCGCGCUGGCCAUUGCUUGUCUGCUACAAGGUCUACAGCAGCUCAGCGGGUUCAACUCGCUUAUGUACUUUUCUGCGACGAUAUUUACAAUGGUCGGAUUUCGCAGCCCUACGCUCGCUGCUCUCAGCGUGGCCAUGACCAACCUUAUAUUCACUGGCGUCGCGCUGGUCCUCAUUGACCGCGUCGGGCGACGCCGAAUCCUCUUGUACUCGAUCCCGUUGAUGGUGUGCGGCCUCUUGCUAGCAUCUCUCGGCUUCUCCCAUCUCUCCCUCGACGCGAGCCCGCGCGUCUCGUCGUCGUCGUCGUCAUUGCCGUCAUCGUCGCGCGAUAACGUGCCACCCGUAGAGGAAAAUACCAGCGCUGCCAGCACCAUUCUGUUCAGCAUUAUGCUGUACGUGGCGUCGUACGCCGUUGGCCUCGGGAACGUGCCGUGGAUGCAGAGCGAGCUGUUUCCCACGGCUGUGCGCUCAGCCGGCAGCGGCGUCGCGACGGCGACCAACUGGUCGGCUAACUUUGUAGUCGGACUAACGUUCCUGCCGCUCAUGGAACGCCUGACGCCGCCGUGGACGUUUGCGCUGUACGCGGGCGUGUGCGCGGCGGGCGAGGCGCUGAUCUGGCUGAUUUAUCCGGAGACGGCUGGGCUGAGCCUGGAAGAGUCGACGUCCCUACUGGAGCAUGGCUGGGGUGUACGAUAG
This is a messenger RNA of Cordyceps fumosorosea ARSEF 2679, 1602 nucleotides long. Its product is annotated as General substrate transporter. The record is from RefSeq and is a predicted model, not a curated record. Bases 1 to 1602 code for a protein of 533 amino acids. Gene Ontology annotation, molecular function: myo-inositol:proton symporter activity. Gene Ontology annotation, cellular component: membrane. Gene Ontology annotation, biological process: transmembrane transport. Lineage: Eukaryota; Fungi; Ascomycota; Sordariomycetes; Hypocreales; Cordycipitaceae. The transcript has 3 exons.